Messenger RNA from Drosophila obscura, 1739 nucleotides. It is a transcript of the gene Arl5, whose product is annotated as ADP-ribosylation factor-like protein 5A. NCBI's taxonomy places the organism in Eukaryota, Metazoa, Arthropoda, Insecta, Diptera, Drosophilidae. The record is from RefSeq and is a predicted model, not a curated record. Gene Ontology annotation, biological process: vesicle-mediated transport; protein localization to Golgi membrane; intracellular protein transport. Gene Ontology annotation, cellular component: trans-Golgi network; cytoplasm. Bases 571 to 1110 code for a protein of 179 amino acids. The transcript has a single exon. Gene Ontology annotation, molecular function: GTP binding; GTPase activity.
AUACAUUAAGACAAAUACAACACUGACCAGCGCAUAUGCGUUAAUUAAUCACUUUUACUGUUUACUUUUUUAAUAUAAACUGCGUUAAUUAAAUUAACAAUUAGUGCAGCAAGAACCAACUACGACGCGAAAUCAAACUUAAAAUCUCCGAGUAGCUGAAUCGUCGCCAUCGCUUCGCACCGUUCCAUCCGUUCCAGCACUCGAAGAAAUCUCUGUGAAGUGAACUGAAGCAAGGCCUUUCGCUCUGCAUCUUUGGCAAUCACAAAUUACAAGUGUUUGUUGCAAUGCAUAUGUAAAUUCAUUCGAGGAGAGUAUCGGAGCGAGCGCAUAUAUAAUUUACAGCUUGGCCUUCCACUUUCCAACCACAACAACACAGCAGCAGCGACGACCACUCACUAGCUCUCACACUCACACACAGACGCACGCACAGUCACACAGAGUGAAAGAGAGAUAACCUGGUGUGAGGCAAUCACCGUCAUCGCCUCCGUUUUGUCCCCCAGCCCAGUCUAGCUUUUGAAUUUAAUCAACAAGAAAACGCACUGCACAGACGGAACGGAUCGCCAUUGAAAUAUGGGUCUUUUACUCUCCCGCUUAUGGCGAAUGUUUGGGAACGAGGAGCACAAGCUGGUGAUGGUGGGCCUGGACAAUGCGGGAAAGACGACCAUCCUGUACCAGUUCCUGAUGAACGAGGUGGUCCACACGAGUCCCACCAUCGGAUCCAACGUGGAGGAGGUUGUGUGGCGAAACAUACACUUUCUGGUGUGGGACCUCGGCGGCCAGCAGAGUUUAAGGGCCGCCUGGAGCACAUACUACACAAACACAGAGCUGGUGAUCAUGGUCAUAGACUCAACGGACCGGGAACGGCUGGCGGUGACGCGCGAGGAGCUGUAUCGCAUGCUGCAGCAUGAGGACCUGAGCAAGGCCAGCCUGCUGGUAUAUGCGAACAAGCAAGAUCUGAAGGGAUCGAUGUCGGCGGCCGAAAUCUCACGGCAACUGGACCUGACCUCCAUCAAAAAGCACCAGUGGCACAUCCAGGCGUGUUGUGCGCUCACCGGCGAGGGCUUGUAUCAGGGCCUGGAGUGGAUCGUUCAGCGCAUCAAAAACAAAUGACAGGCCACUCUAGUAGCGUACGACCAUAGUUAAUAAUUGUAGAAAAGUAAAUCAAUUUUUAUGUAAAUGUAAAGGCACACAUAAUACUGAUAAAACGAUGUAACAGAUUUUAAGCGUUUCGCCGAUUGUUUGAAAAGUUGUUGCCAAGCCAAUUUUAUUAAGUGUAUAAUAUAACGAUCCCUCUCCCCCCCUCAAUGAUAAAAAUUUACGAGUGGUACGAGUUAUGAUAAUGAUAAAGUCUAAGAUCUAAGCCAAUUAACUACUUCCAAUAAAAUUACAAAAUAAAAGAGUUUAUUUCGAAACUGUUUCGUAUUAAAUUGAAUACAGAAUUGGACGUAUCUUUCCACUCCUGUCUUCUCUUCGAACAUUGCCUUAUAAUUGACACUGUUAGCGCGAUUCGCUCGCUUGUUUGUUGAUGUUUGAGAUUAAUUUGUACUCUAUCGUCUAAAAUAAAUACAUGGUUGUGUAAAAGUUAGUACAUAAAUUAAAGGGCUUACUCGCAGCCGCCAGUAAGUAACGCGUAAAAACAGUUUUAGGAUUAGGAUUAAAUAUUAGCAAACUAAAUAUAUAGCCACACGAACAGUUUGAUCACAAAACGUAAAAGCAAAAUAAAACAAUAUCAAAACGGU